This is a messenger RNA of Maniola jurtina (meadow brown), 3137 nucleotides long. RefSeq lists its product as uncharacterized. The coding region runs from base 192 to 1784 and encodes 530 amino acids. The transcript is spliced from 3 exons. Gene Ontology annotation, molecular function: nucleic acid binding; zinc ion binding. NCBI's taxonomy places the organism in Eukaryota, Metazoa, Arthropoda, Insecta, Lepidoptera, Nymphalidae. The record is from RefSeq and is a predicted model, not a curated record.
GUGUAGUGUAUGCGCUGGCGCGGGAGGGCGUUGCAGUCUCCGGGGGCGCUGGGGAGUCAUUGUCGGCCAUGACAGAGAGUGUGCGUGUUCCAGCGUUACGUGUGCUUUACAUCCCUUUGUGUGUCCAGAGAGUGUUUUAUUAGUGUAAUCACAACACUACAAGUGGCGACGAGGAUAAAAGCUGCCCCAAAAUGACUCAUGCAUCAUCUACACUUCCUAACUUGCAACAUUUUGAUUGCGAAGGCGAUCCAACAUCUAUCGGCACUCGCUGGGAAAAAUGGAAAAGAGCAUUCGAAAUUUACUUACUGGCUGCCAACAUCGAGACACCUGUAAAAAAACGGGCUACUCUACUCCAUGUGGGGGGUAUAGCACUCCAGGAAGUUUAUUAUAACAUACCCGGCGCUCACGUUGAAGAAGAAGGUGUCGAUGUUUAUGAAGUAGCUCUAAAGAAAUUGGACAGUCACUUUGCUCCAAAACAAAGUCGGAUUUACGAAAGGUAUCUCUUUAGACUCAUGAAACAGGAAGAAGAAGAACAAUUCGAACGAUUUUUAUUAAGGUUAAGAACUCAAGCCGAAAAAUGUCAAUUCCAUGACAAAGAGCAGCAUAUUAUUGACCAAAUCACUGAAAAGUGCAGACAAGUCGAAUUGAGGAAAAAAAUUUUAGAAGGUGGAGAUACAAUUACUCUAGACGAAAUCAUCAGUAAAGCAAAUGCAUUAGAAGUUGUAGCCAGACAAUUGGAUAAAUUUAAAAUGGUAAAGACAAAUGAUACGAACAAUUUCAACAAAGCAGAAAUAAAUAAAAUCGAUAACAAGAAAAAAUAUAACAAACCGUUCCCAAGACAAUUCUCGAACACUAAAUGUAGUAGAUGUGGAAGCCCCUCCCACUCAUCCGAAGACAUAAAAUGCCCAGCAAAAGACAAACGAUGUUUGAAGUGUGGCUUCAUUGGUCAUUUCCGGGAAAAUUGUAGAACUCGACAGAAAAGACAGUUUUCGGGCAACAGGACGGAAACCGUAAAUAAAAAACCAAAAAUAGAAACAAAAAAAGGUGCCUUUAGAUCUGAAAUUGACUACAUUUUCAAUCUGGGUGAAAACGGAGAUAAAAAGGAUGAGACCGGUGAAGUACGAAAGGAAAAGACAGAAGAGUCCCGAAUAGAUUAUAUUUUCCACCUGGAUGAUGACGAAACUAUAAAGUGCAGUAUUGGGGGAGUUACCAUUGACAUUUUGAUCGAUUCGGGAAGUAAAUGCAACGUAAUUACUGAUAAAACAUGGCAGCUUCUAAAAGACAAUAGAGUGAAAAUUUCUAAUCAAAUACGCAAACCUAAUAAGACACUUGUUUCUUACGGCAGUAAAGAACCUUUGGAUAUAAUGGGCUCCUUUGACGCGAACAUUUCAGUCAUUGCUAAUAAGUGUAUAAAAGGUACCAUCUAUGUUAUCAGAAACGGCACACGUGAUUUAUUAGGCAAGGAGACAGCAAUUCAGUUAGGCGUGCUAAAAAUUGGGCUUCAAAUUAACUCAAUAAGUAAUGAGAAACCAUCAGAUAAAGUGUUUCCAAAGUUCAAAGGAGUAACGGUCCAAAUCCCAAUAGACCAAACAGUUAAACCAGUUAUCCAGCCAUAUCGAAGAGUCCCCAUUCCUUUAGAAGAAAAGGUUACCAAAAAAUUAAAGGAACUUAAAGAUGCGGAUAUCAUUGAGGAAGUAAAUGAACCCUCACCGUGGGUAUCACCCAUGGUUCCCGUUCUUAAAGAAGGACAAGAAGAGUGGAGAUAUCCUUCUUCGGGGAACUAGGAUAGUUAUACCUCAUCUUCUGCGGCAACGAGUACUGGAAGCAGCUCAUGAAGGCCAUCCAGGCAUAGUAGCAAUGAAAGCUCGCCUCAGAACAAAGGUGUGGUGGCCUAGGAUUGACAAAGAUGCUGAACGAUUAGUAAAAGCUUGCCGAGGAUGUACGCUUGUAUCAAAUCCUACUCCGCCACAUCCAAUGAAGAGACGAGCACUUCCCGCUGAACCUUGGGUUGACAUAGCGAUGGACUUCUUGGGGCCGCUUCCUAGUCACGAUUACCUGUUGAUACUUGUUGAUUACUAUAGUAGAUAUAAAGAAAUCAAAGUAAUGCGCAGUAUUACUUCUCUUGAUACGAUAAAGGUGUUAAAAGAAAUAUUCUCCAGAUUAGGUUAUCCAGCAACCUUGACGUGUGAUAAUGGAACUCAGAUGACUGGCGAGGUUUUCCGGAAAUAUUGUAAGGAAUGUGGAAUCAUCCUAUAUAAUACAGUUCCGUAUUGGCCUCAAAUGAACGGGGAAGUCGAGAGGCAAAAUCGAGACGUUUUAAAACGUCUAAAAAUUUGCCAAGCUGAAAACAAGGAUUGGAAAGAGGACAUUUUCAGUUAUUUAAUGAUGUAUAACAGUACGCCUCACUCUGUUACAGGCAAAUCUCCCUCGGAGUUAUUUUAUAAAAGACAGUUUAGAGACAAGAUCCCAGCAGCACCAGAUAUGGAGUAUAAGGCAAUAGAUGAAGAGGUAAGAGAUAGGGACCUGCAAAAGAAGGAAAAAGGGAAAGAGUAUGCAGAUCUCAAAAGGAAAGCGACAGAUAGCAACUUAGAAAUAGGAGAAAAAGUAUUAGUGAAAAAUUUGAUCAAAGAUAAUAAGUUAACCUCCAAUUUCAAUCCCACUACGCAUACAGUUACGGAUGUGAGUAGUGGUGAUGUUAAUAUUAGGAAUGAUGAAACCGGAAAAGAAUAUCGGCGAAAUAUAGUCCAUUUAAAGAAAUUAAAUGAUUCAUGGACGGUUGUGAACCAGAGUAGCAGUUAGUUAACUAUGAUUAGGUUGAUUAGGUGUGAUUGGAUUUUGUACAAAAGUAAAUUGUGUUAAAUUAAUAAUUGGGAAUUGUAUUGAAUGUUGUUAAAAGGAAGUAAAACCAAAAUUGUUUUGUUAAAUUUAAAACCAUAAUUGUUUUGUCUAAUUUUGCCUACUGUAACCUACUGUAAUUUCAAAUUAUUUCAUAUAAUAAAAAUAAAGAAGGGAUGUAGUGUAUGCGCUGGCGCGGGAGGGCGUUGCAGUCUCCGGGGGCGCUGGGGAGUCAUUGUCGGCCAUGACAGAGAGUGUGCGUGUUCCAGCGUUACGUGUGCUUUACAUCCCUUUGUGUGUCC